AUAGAUAUUUAGAUUUGCAUUUUUAGAUUUUAUUGUACGACUUUGUCGGAUUUAUUGAUUUAUAUAUCCAUGCCAAAUUUCAGCUUUCUAGCACUAACGACCACGGAGCAAAGCCUCGGACAGACAGACAGACGGACAUGGCGAAACUAUAAGGGUUCCUAGUUGACUACGGAACCCCAAAAAGGUCUUUGAGAAAGUGUGAUUCGAUUUUUUUAUAUGAUUAUUAUAGUGUUGUAUUUUCUUGCUAUGAAAGCCCGUUUUAAGUACCCUAAUCAAGCCCUUAUGGUCUCUAAACGUAUGGGAUUAUUGCGGCAUUUGAUGGAUCUAUUAAAUUCAUUGCUCCUACCCAAAGAAUAUAAUACUCACUAGGAGCUCCUACCUACUUAGCCGACAAUUAUUGAAAAUCGAAUGCCAUUUGUUGCAACGUUUGUAGAAGCCUUAACACUUUUUGAACCGCCCUAAACUAGAAAUUGUAAGUGAUGUGUGUACCGGAACGUGAAACCAUCUAGACCAUAGAUGACAGGUGACAGACUGACACUACUGACAGUCAUACGUUUAAUAUCGAAGAUAUUGAAAUAUGGGCUAAAACAAUGAGAAAAUAAAUACAAUUUAUAGGUUUAUCUGUGAACGAACUGUAAUCAAAAUAAUAAAUAUCUUAACGUGUUAUUUUUCUAUUAAUUAAUAGCUAGUUACGUACUUGACUUGUGUCAACUUGGGUCAACAAAUUUUUGUUUCUCUCAUUAAUUUGUUAAGUAGUUAAGUGCCUUUGUUUUUGUGAAACUAAAUGGGCACAGAGCAUCAGUACAGUGGACUCCUGAUCGUGAAGAUAUCGGUGUUUAUCCCCUGACUUGCAGUGGCGAGUUUCAUCAACUCGUCUAUCGUCAGAUAGAAAUGGAAGUGUGGGUUAAAGUUAAAGAGGAGCCCUCGUGGGACGCCGAGCUAGGAUCCGAUUACGACUGCCACGGGCAUGUCGCAGAGACUGGGCAGUCUUCAGACACUAUGCCUGUUGUGAAAAAAGAAGCUCUAAAUACAACGGAAGAAUAUCAGAAUAUUUUAGAAACAGCCAUUGAUGAUCUUGAGAAAACUAUACAUAUAAAGGUAGAAGAAUUGGAAGAAGAAAAUGUAGACAAGAAGGAAGCUCCAGAUUUCGAGCAUACUCUAAAUACGAAGAAAAUAGCACAGAAUGUGAAGACAGAGGCCUCACCGAACGAGGAGCUGUAUGCGGACGGUGUGGUCAAGGACGAGCUUGUGCUGAGCCCGGAAACAGUGCAGAUGCCCCAUAAAGUGUGGCUGAGUGAAGAACACAGUCUGCUUGUUCGCGAGCUGGACACCGCGGAGCAACACAGAUAUGAGUGUGACAUUUGCGGCAAAGUAUAUCAACGAAAACAUUUCCUGGUCCGCCAUAUAAAGAUGCACUCGAAAUUUAAUAAGGGUUACCCAUGUAAUAUAUGUAUAAAAGUGUUCUCAAAACGGAGUGCUUUAAACAGACAUGAACUAUCACACACUGGCGCAAAAAACUUUUCAUGUGAGACGUGUAAUAAAAAGUUUACACAAAAAGGUCAUUUAAAUGAUCAUAAACUCACACACACGGGAGAGAGACCUUACGCCUGCAAUAUGUGUUCAAUGCAGUUCAAAAGAUCAACUCAUUUAAUUGUACAUAAACGAUCACAUACUGGGGAGACACCGUACUCCUGUGAAUUUUGCGAAAAGAAGUUUAGAAGUUCGGGAGGUUUAGUGUCGCACAGACGCAUCCACACCGGGGAAAAAGCGCAAUAUGCCUGCGACAUAUGCAACAAAACGUUUUCUAGCAACCGGGACCUGACGAGGCACCAACGAGUACAUACGGGGGAAAAACCUUUUGUUUGUGAAAUAUGUAAAAAGGCUUAUAAGCAAGAUGCUCACUUAAAAACACAUUUAAAAACACAUACUGGUGAUUCGUGAAAAAAUCACACUUAUGUAUUGGUACAAAAUGGAGUUAAUGGCAUUAACUAGUUUAAAAAAACAUCAAAUAACUCACAGUAAAGAAAAGCCUUUCUUUGUGAAGUGUACAACAAGUGGUUUCAGACACUCGGCUCUUUACGGGCACAUCAGCGAAUACACAGUUGGGAGCAACCUUACUGCUGUAAGAUAUGCAGAAAACAAUUUUGGGUAUUUGAAUGUGCUCAAGAAGAAUACCAAACUGAUUCAUGCAGGAGAUGAGUUGGUGAUGCUGAAAAUGAGUGUUUUGCUCUUGGGCCAAAAAGGGCCUAUGGCCCGGCAAGUUGCGACGAUCGUCGCAAGCAAAGGUGCUUGAUAGUGAUUAUUUUUAUUUUAUUUGGAAAACAAAGUGGAAAAUAAUCAAGUCUGUUUGAUUAUA
Messenger RNA from Cydia pomonella (codling moth), 2356 nucleotides. RefSeq names its product zinc finger protein 525-like. Gene Ontology annotation, biological process: regulation of transcription by RNA polymerase II. The record is from RefSeq and is a predicted model, not a curated record. Bases 892 to 1941 code for a protein of 349 amino acids. The transcript has 3 exons. Gene Ontology annotation, molecular function: DNA-binding transcription factor activity; RNA polymerase II cis-regulatory region sequence-specific DNA binding. NCBI's taxonomy places the organism in Eukaryota, Metazoa, Arthropoda, Insecta, Lepidoptera, Tortricidae.